Impatiens glandulifera is the source of this 768-nucleotide messenger RNA. Its product is annotated as heat stress transcription factor B-1-like. Gene Ontology annotation, biological process: regulation of transcription by RNA polymerase II. Bases 1 to 768 code for a protein of 255 amino acids. Lineage: Eukaryota; Viridiplantae; Streptophyta; Magnoliopsida; Ericales; Balsaminaceae. Gene Ontology annotation, molecular function: DNA-binding transcription factor activity; RNA polymerase II cis-regulatory region sequence-specific DNA binding. The record is from RefSeq and is a predicted model, not a curated record. Gene Ontology annotation, cellular component: nucleus. The transcript has 2 exons.
AUGGAUAUGUCGAAGAAACCGAGGGCAAGGGCAAGAGCAACUCCGCCAGCGUUUGUUGCGAAAACGUACAUGAUUGUGAGUGAUCACACAACCGAUGAAGUGGUUUCAUGGAAUAAAGACGGGCUUAGCUUUAUAGUUUGGAAUACAACUGAAUUCGCCCAAAAAAUCCUUCCAAAGUACUUUAAACACAACAAUUUCGCAAACUUCACCAAUCAACUCAACAAUUACGGGUUUAAAAAGAUCAGAAAUGAUAGGUGUGAAUUUAUGAAUGAUCUUUUCCAGAAAGAAAAGCAUCGUCGUCUUUAUGAUAUACAGAGGAAUCAAAAGAAUUCGAUGAUGAAUUUCUCUGUUUCACAUCCGACAGUAGUUGAUUUGCAGACUGCAAAAGGAUCUUCUUCUGUCGAAGAACAAGACAAUUCUCAGGAGAAUGAAAAACUGAAGAAACAUAUCAAUGAUUUAAACACGGAACCUAAGGAUUUUAAUAAUUCGGUGGUGGUGGGAAGCAGCCUAAAACCGAUUUCAUCAACUAUGUUGUCGGAAAAUUAUCAGGUGGGGGAGACAUCCAACACGAUUCCGAUGAAGAUUGACGACGAGCCAAACACUAAACUAUUUGGAAUUUAUAUCGGUGGAAAAAAGGCUAAGAAGAAUGAAGAUGAAGAAACAUCGACACAUUAUGAAGAACAUUUUGGAGAGUUGAAGCUGUACCGGAGAGCAGGGAAAAAGAAAUGUUAUCCGUUCCAUAAAAUUGUCGGUGGUUAUGCCUGGUAA